UUGUUUGUCAACGAGAGGGCUGUCAUAGAGUGCAUACAAACACAUGAGUUGAUUGAAUCACAUGUUUUGUUACAAUGAUUUGACCACAGAUUUAGACCACAAGAAGUGUCAUCAAAAUGACUGACACUCGUAAUGAUCAGCCAAUCAAAUGCAUUAAAGAAAAGUGGAGAUUAUUGCCGGCAUUUCUUGAGAUCAGAGGUCUUAUUAAACAACACUUGGAUUCGUUCAAUCAUUUCAUAGAUAAAGAAAUCAAGAAUGUCUUGAAGGCUAACGAGAGGAUCACAUGUGAGUCCGAUCCCAAUUGGUAUGUCAGAUAUCUGGACAUCAGAGUUGGUAAACCAGAGAUUGAAGAGGGCUUUAAUGUGGUCCGACUAACAUCACCUCAUGAGUGUCGAUUGCGGGACAUAUCGUAUUGUGCGCCUAUUAAUGUGGACAUUGAAUACAUGAGAGGACAGCAACGGGUUAUCCGUAACGACCACACCAUCGGAAGGAUGCCUAUUAUGUUGAGAAGUGCUAACUGUGUGCUCAACAACAAGACAUUUAGCGAAUUGGUUGCACUGAAUGAGUGUCCCUACGAUCCCGGCGGCUAUUUCGUUAUCAAUGGCUCCGAAAAGGUUAUCCUAAUUCACGAACAACUGUCCAGAAAUCGUAUUCUUAUUGAAGAUGGACCGGUAUGUCAAGUGACGAGUACUACGAGUGAGCGCAAGUCGCGGACCAAUUUGAUUAUCAAUAAAAAGAGACAAAUAAUUAUGAAACACAACUCUUUCUUAGACGAAGGCAUUCCUAUAUUUAUUGUCUUCAAAGCUAUGGGCUUUGAGAGUGAGUCUGAAAUUACUGAAUUGAUUUGCGGUAUUACUUCAGACAAUCAGAACAUUGACUCCAACUUAUUGAUCCCAUCGAUUGAAGUCUGUCAUAAGGCACAGAUCUGGACGAGUGAAAUGGCACUCAAAUAUAUGGCCAAUAAGUUGAAAUCAAAGACACCAAUGACGGGCAGAGUUGAGUGGAAUUCAAAUGAAAGACGAAAACCAGCCGUUGAGAUCACAAGGGAACUGUUGGCCACAACUAUUGUCGCACAUAUUCCGGUCAAAGAGUUUAACUUUAGAUUGAAAGGCAUUUAUUUGGCGCAAAUGGUUAAGCGUUUGAUCUGUGCUUUGAAUAAUCCGUCAUUUAUUGAUGAUCGCGAUUAUUAUGGAAACAAACGUCUUGAGUUAGCCGGUUCUCUCAUUGCCAUACUUUUUGAGGAUCUUCUCAAACGAUUUAAUUCAGAAUUGCGGGCCAUCGCUGACAAAAACAUACCAAAGAUUAAAGUGUCUCAAUUCGAUAUCGUUAAGCAUAUGAGACAAGAUUUGAUUACCAAUGGAUUGGUUAAUGCCAUCGCAACCGGCAACUGGACGCUCAAGAGAUUCAAAAUGGAAAGAGUGGGCGUCAGCCAAGUGUUGAGUCGAUUGAGUUAUAUCUCAUGCUUAGGAAUGAUGACUCGUAUCAAUUCACAGUUUGAAAAGACUCGUAAGACAUCGGGUCCGCGAUCUCUUCAGGCGAGCCAAUGGGGACUCGUCUGUCCCUGUGAUACACCAGAAGGCGAAUCUUGUGGUCUCAUUAAGAAUCUGGCGUUAAUGACACACAUAACAACUGAUGUCGACGAACAGUCAAUUGUUCGCAUUUGUCUUAAUAUAGGUCUCGUUCAAGACAUCCUAUUGUGUUCAUCCGGUGCUUUAAUCAAUCAAAAUUAUGUGGUAUUUGUUAACGGACUUAUCGUUGGAGUCACUAUUGAUCCACAAAGACUUGUUUCGAAUCUUCGAUUUCUUCGACGAAAUAAUUAUAUGUCAGAGUUUGUGUCAGUAUCUCUGAAUCAGCUCCACAGAGCUGUUUAUAUUGCCACUGAUGGCGGACGACUAUGUCGACCAUAUAUUAUUGUCAACACAAGAUUAGGUGUUCCUAAAGUGCAACCGAAACAUCUGGAGUCUCUUAAUCGAAAAAUUAUGGGAUUUGAAGAUUUUAUUCGCGACGGUUUAGUUGAAUACUUAGAUGUCAACGAAGCCAGUGAUGCACACAUUGCCAUCAAUGAACAAAAGAUUAUUAUUGGUUUGACAACACAUCUCGAGAUUGAACCCUUCACUCUUUUGGGUGUCUGUGCCGGUGUUAUACCAUAUCCUCAUUGCAAUCAAUCACCACGAAAUACUUAUCAGUGUGCUAUGGGAAAACAAGCUAUGGGAACCAUUGGUCUUAAUCAGCGACAACGUAUUGAUACACUUUUAUAUUUGUUGGCAUAUCCUCAGCGUCCUGUUGUCAAGACUAAGCCAAUAGAGAUAAUCAAUUACGACAAAUUACCCGCCGGUACUAAUGCUAUUGUUGCAGUUAUGUCAUACAGCGGUUUCGAUAUCGAAGACGCCACUGUUAUGAACAAAGCGAGUCUCGAUAGAGGUUACGGUCGAUGUUUUGUUUACCGAAAUCAAAAAUGUGUUCUCAGAAGUUAUUCAAAAUUUAAUAAUAUCAAAGACCGAAUAAUGGGACCACUUGUUUCUGCCGAACCGCCCUACAAACCAAUUGGCAAACACGCCUGUCUUGACUUUGAUGGUAUUGCAGCUCCCGGAGAGAUACUCACAAAUCGUACUGUUAUGGUCAACAAAUCUUCACCAGUUGUGAGCAAUAUAGAAGAUACGAGUAUUCCAACUCCUGGACGACCGGGAUUAGACUCGACGGCAUACAAGGAUUGUCCCGUUACUUAUAAAGGAAUAGAAGAUUCUGUUGUUGAAAAAGUGAUGAUCACUUCCAAUAGUGAAGAAUCAUUUUUGAUAAAAUUGCUUUUAAGACAAAUGCGAAGACCAGAAGUGGGCGAUAAGUUUAGUUCACGACACGGACAGAAGGGUGUGAUUGGACUAAUUGUUCCUCAAGAGGAUCUACCAUUCAAUUCACAGGGUGUUUGUCCCGAUAUGAUUAUGAAUCCGCACGGCUUUCCAUCUCGUAUGACGGUUGGCAAACUAAAAGAGUUGGUCGCAGGAAAGUCAGCCCUAUUGAAAGGCACUCUUCACGACGGAACAGUAUUUGGUGGCACCACUAUUGAUGAAAUAUCUGAAAUUAUGAUACAAUAUGGAUUCAAUUAUAAUGGUAAAGAAAUUAUGACAUCCGGAAUAACUGGCGAACCGUUGAACGCUUACAUAUAUUUUGGACCCAUUUAUUAUCAAAAGUUAAAACAUAUGGUUUUGGAUAAAAUUCACGGACGAUCAAGAGGUCCACGAGCUGUACUAACACGACAGCCCACUGAAGGUAGAGCUAGAGAUGGAGGUUUGCGUUUGGGUGAAAUGGAAAGGGAUUGUCUUAUAGGACAUGGAGUAAGUAUGUUGUUAUUGGAAAGGCUUUUGCUAUCCAGUGAUGCAUUUGAUGUUGACGUCUGCGGUCAAUGUGGUCUUCUCGGUUACCAGAAGUGGUGCGCCAAAUGCGAGUCCAGUCAAACGUUAGCCUCGGCUCAGAUUCCUUACGCAUAUAAACUACUUCUGCAAGAAUUACAAGCAAUGAAUAUUCAGCCAAAACUAAAGCUAACAAAUAUGUGAUA
This is a messenger RNA of Oppia nitens, 3550 nucleotides long. It is a transcript of the gene RpIII128, whose product is annotated as DNA-directed RNA polymerase III subunit RPC2-like. Gene Ontology annotation, biological process: DNA-templated transcription. Gene Ontology annotation, cellular component: RNA polymerase III complex. Gene Ontology annotation, molecular function: DNA-directed RNA polymerase activity; DNA binding; ribonucleoside binding. The record is from RefSeq and is a predicted model, not a curated record. The coding region runs from base 117 to 3548 and encodes 1143 amino acids. The transcript is spliced from 2 exons. NCBI's taxonomy places the organism in Eukaryota, Metazoa, Arthropoda, Arachnida, Sarcoptiformes, Oppiidae.